Messenger RNA from Tetrahymena thermophila SB210, 555 nucleotides. Its product is annotated as ADP-ribosylation factor(Arf)/Arf-like (ARL) small GTPase family protein. Gene Ontology annotation, cellular component: microtubule cytoskeleton; cytoplasm. NCBI's taxonomy places the organism in Eukaryota, Ciliophora, Oligohymenophorea, Hymenostomatida, Tetrahymenidae. The transcript has a single exon. Gene Ontology annotation, biological process: protein folding. Gene Ontology annotation, molecular function: GTP binding; GTPase activity. The record is from RefSeq and is a predicted model, not a curated record.
AUGGGGCUAUUAAAGAUUUUAAAGAAAACUAAAGAAAAAGAAAAAGAAAUGCGUUUGUUAAUUUUAGGUUUAGACAACGCAGGUAAAACCACCAUCCUUAAAAAGUUUAAUGGAGAAGAUAUUGAUAAAAUAUCUCCAACUCUAGGAUUUAAUAUAAAAACUCUCCACUAUCAAGAUUAUAAAUUGAAUGUUUGGGAUGUAGGUGGCCAAACAACUAUUCGUUCAUAUUGGCGUAAUUAUUUUGAAUAGACAGAUGGACUCAUUUGGGUAGUUGAUAGUUCUGAUAAAAUGAGAUUAGAAGAUUGUAAAAGAGAAUUACACAGCCUAUUAAAGUAAGAAAAGCUAGUUGGUGCUACUCUGCUUAUUUUUUGCAACAAACAAGAUAUUCAAGGAGCUUUAACAUGCCAAUAAAUUAAAGAAUUCCUUGCCUUAGAUGACAUAUCCACAAGACACUGGGGAAUUAUACCUUGCUCUGCUGUCACUGGAGAAGGACUAAUAGAAGGAAUAGAUUGGAUUGUAACUGAUAUAGCUUCAAGAAUUUUUAUGAUGAAUUGA